AUGGCAAAUCGGAGCUCACGCGGUCAGCCCGCCAAGUGGGCUUACAGGAGGGAGAUAAACUGUGGGGACGUCCUCACGAAAAAGAAGCUGGAUGGCCACCGCAACCAGUGCUACGGCGCAUCCUUCACCUGCCUGGACUGCAUGGUGCAUUUCGAGGGGACCAGCUACAGAGCCCACACGUCCUGCAUCACCGAAGACCAAAAGUACCAGGGCAAGCUCUACAAGGAGAAGAAGAAGCCCCAGCAUCAGAAAAAGGACAGCGCCCAGCAGAACAACUCACAGGCACUCGUUCCGCGCACUGCUUAUGUCGAGGAUGCCCCCGACGCAGAGACCGGCGCUGUCGCCAUCGUCGAUGCCCCGCCCCGCGCCCCUACUCCGCCGCCCGCAUCAGCCUCCCUAGGCUAUGAGGAGACCGCGGCGCUCCCACCAGUGAAUGUAUUCGACUUCCUGGAAGCAUCCGAGAACCUAAACCCGUCCCGGACACAUCUGCCCGUGGAUGAGUCGCGCAUGAUCGAAGACAGCAUACCGCCUCCAUACCAGGAGGAGGAACCUCAGCCGGUUCUGGAUGUCCUGAAGUUCCAGGUAACAGACGAUGAGCACUAUGCUGAGAAUGGCUUCACUUAUGACGACGAACCCGUGCGGCCAACCAGCGAACGAUACCACUCUUCCUACAAUGUCCGGGAGCAGGACCCUAGCUUCAACUUCACCACACCGGCUCCAAAGCCCAAGCACAACCGGACCAAGUCCCGGGAUAAGGGUCUCGAUACGACAAUCAAGAAGGAAGAGCGGAAGCGAAAACGCAAUUCGCCGGCCGAGCUCGAUAUGUCGCUCGUUCGCGCUCAGCAAGAGAGGGAUGUUAUGAUGGCUAACACUCCGCCUGUGCUUCAUUCUGGCCUGACCGGCGGUCUCAGCCGAAUGCUUGCUCGUCCUGAGUUUCCGCCUUCUCCUGAAUACUCUGGGGACUACGUUGAGAACUCGCCUCUCAGCCCCAUGAAGCGAGCUAAGCAAGGAGCCUCAAAGGCCUUCCUCCGUGCGCAGAAGGAAUUCGAGAUACAGCAAGAGAAGGACCGCAAAGCCGAAUUGAGAGGGGGAAAGGCACGAGAAAAAGAGGAAAAGAAAGAGAAGGAGAGGGGCCGUGAGCGCGAGCGCAGGGAGCGCAAGGCCAGUACCGCCCUCGUGAAGAUCAAACCCAAGAUGAAGAAGCGGGAUGAUUCUACGCGGGAAAUCCGAAAACACCGUGACGGCGACCGUCGUCGCCGCCGACAGUACUCUUCGUCUCCGUCCCCAGCGCGCGAGCGCAGGACUCUCAAGGCUAUUGAGUAUCAUCCAUCUGCUUCGCAGUCCCCACCACCUGAUAGCAACGGCCAACUAAUCUUGCGUCCCAAUGGAGACAUUGCGCCGGUCAAGACGGAGGUUGAGGCCCGUGCAGAACUGUUCAUGUCUUUCGUCACCAAGGGCCCUGAGUCCGAGCGGGGCAUGAGCGUCAACAAGACCCUGAAGCGAUAUCACCGUGAGCGCUACGAGCGCUGGGACCGCGAAAUCUCCAAGGCGGACGAAGAGAAGGAGCUUUGGAAGAGUCUACGCCUGCGGAGGAACGAUAGGGGCGAGGUCGUACUGUUCUUCGCGCCGCCGGAGAGCGCGUGA
Messenger RNA from Trematosphaeria pertusa, 1644 nucleotides. RefSeq lists its product as uncharacterized. Gene Ontology annotation, biological process: rRNA processing; negative regulation of transcription by RNA polymerase II. NCBI's taxonomy places the organism in Eukaryota, Fungi, Ascomycota, Dothideomycetes, Pleosporales, Trematosphaeriaceae. Gene Ontology annotation, cellular component: nucleolus. The record is from RefSeq and is a predicted model, not a curated record. The coding region runs from base 1 to 1644 and encodes 547 amino acids. Gene Ontology annotation, molecular function: DNA binding. The transcript has 3 exons.